Molecule: messenger RNA, 4216 nt
Organism: Monodelphis domestica (gray short-tailed opossum)
Lineage: Eukaryota; Metazoa; Chordata; Mammalia; Didelphimorphia; Didelphidae
Gene: MYBPC3
Product: myosin binding protein C3
Molecular function (GO): protein binding
Source: RefSeq, a predicted model, not a curated record
GGGCCAGAGACGGGGGCAACCUCACUCCCUCUGGCUGCUCCGGCUCCUUUGGUCAGUGCCCAGCUCCCAAGAGACCUUCUCAGGAUGCCCGAGCCGGGGAAGAAAGCAGUUUCAGCCUUUAGCAAGAAGCCCAAAAGCGCAGAGGCGGCCGUGGGCAGCUCGGCCUUGUUCGAAGCUGAGACGGAGCGGGCGGGCCUGAAGCUGCGCUGGCAGAGGGCGGGCAGCGACAUCUCCGCCAGCGACAAGUACGUGCUGACGUCCGAAGGCACGCGGCACACGCUGACCGUGCAGGACGUGCAGCCGGACGACCAGGGGCUCUACGCGGCCAUCGCCGGCACCUCGAAGGUCAAGUUUGAGUUGAAGGUCAAAGAGGCAGAAAAGCCCGAUCUGGUUCCAGCCCCGAAGGACACCCCCGGCCCCAGUGAAGGCCUUUUGCCCUCCGAGCCUCCUGUCCCAGGGGAUGCCUCCGGUCCGGGCUCCGAAGGAUGCCCUCCCAACAGUGAAGCCACCUGUGAAGCGGCUUCGGGGGACCCCAUUGGCCUGUUUGUGAGCCGGCCCCAGGACGGCGAGGUGACCGUGGGGGACAGCAUCACUUUCUCAGCCCAGGUGGCCGGGGCCAGCCUCCUGAAGCCCCCCGUGGUCAAGUGGUUCAAGGGGAAGUGGAUGGAUCUGAGUGGCAAAGUGGGGAAGAAUCUGCAGCUACACGACAGCUAUGACCGGGCCAGCAAGGUCUACCUCUUCGAGCUACACAUCUCCGAGGUCCAGGCAGCCUACGCCGGCGGCUACCGGUGUGAAGUUUCCACCAAGGAUAAAUUCGACAGCUGCAACUUUAACCUCACGGUCCAUGAGGCCAUCGGUCCAGCAGACCUUGACCUUCGCUCUGCAUUUCGUCGCCCGAGCCUGCCCGGUGGCAAUCGUAGGACCAGUGGAGACGGUCACGACGACGCUGGGAGCCUGGAUUUUUCCUCCUUGCUGAAGAAGAGCAGCUUCCUGCGGACAUCGAGGGACCCGAAGCUGGAGGCCCCGGCGGAGGAGGACGUCUGGGAGAUCCUGCGCACCGCCCCUCCCUCGGAGUACGAGCGCAUCGCCUUCCAGCACGGCGUCACCGAUCUCCGGGGCAUGCUGAAGCGGCUCAAGGGCAUGAAGAAGGACGAGAAGAAGAGCGCAGCCUUCCUGAAGAAGCUGGAACCCGCCUACCAGGUUAACAAAGGGCAGAAGAUCCGGCUGGUGGUCGAAGUGGCCGACCCAGACGCUGAGGUCAAAUGGCUGAAGAACGGGCAGCCGAUUCAGAUGAGUGGCAGGUACAUCUUCGAGUCUGCCGGCAACAAGCGCAUGCUGACCAUCAGCCAGUGUUCCCUGGCCGACGACGCUGCUUACCAGUGCAUGGUGGGAGGAGACAAGUGCAGCACGGAGCUCUUCGUGAAAGAGCCGCCGGUCCUGAUCACCAGGGGGCUGGAGGACCAGAUGGUGACGGUUGGGCAGCGGGUGGAGUUUGAGUGUGAAGUGUCUGAGGAGGGAGCCCCUGUCAAAUGGCUGAAAGACGGAGUGGAGCUGACCCGGGAGGAGACCUUCAAAUACCGCUUUAAGAAGGAUGGACGGAAGCACCAUCUCAUCAUCAAUGAAGCCACCCUGGAGGACAGCGGCCACUACGCCAUCCGGACCAGCGGCGGGCAGGCCUUGGCGGAGCUCAUCGUCCAAGAGAAGACACUGGAGGUUUAUCAGAAUAUCGCAGACCUGACGGUGGGGGCUCGGGACCAGGCAGUGUUCAAGUGCGAGGUGUCCGACGAGAACGUGAAGGGGGUCUGGCUAAAGAACGGGCGGGAGCUGGUGCCCGACAGCCGCAUAAAGGUGUCCCACAUCGGCCGGGUCCACAAGCUGACCAUCGAUGAUGUCACACCUGCAGAUGAAGCCGAUUACAGUUUUGUACCUGAGGGCUUUGCCUGUAACCUCUCAGCCAAGCUCCACUUCAUGGAGGUCAAAAUCGACUUUGUUCCCAGGCAAGAACCUCCCAAGAUCCAUCUGGACUGCCCUGGACGCACACCUGACACCAUCGUGGUCGUGGCUGGGAACAAGCUGCGCUUGGAUGUGCCCAUCUCCGGGGAUCCGGCACCGACCGUCAUCUGGCAAAAGGCCAGCCAGGAAAGCAAGACCCCAGAUCCUGCCACCGAGGUUGGUGACAGCAGCGAGUGGGUGUUUGAGAAGAAGCUGCUUUGCGAGACGGAGGGUCGUGUGCGCGUGGAGACCCACAAAGACCGCAGCAUCUUCACGGUGGAGGGUGCAGAGAAAGAGGACGAGGGUGUCUAUACUGUAACUGUGAAGAACCCCGUGGGGGAAGACCAGGUCAACAUUACCGUCAAAGUCAUCGAUGUCCCCGACCCCCCGGCAGCCCCAAAGAUUAGCAACGUAGGGGAAGACUCCUGCACCGUACAGUGGCAGCCCCCGGCCUAUGAUGGCGGACAGCCCAUCCUAGGCUACAUCUUGGAGAGGAAGAAAAAGAAGAGUUACCGGUGGAUGCGGCUGAAUUUUGACCUCCUCCGGGAGCUGAGCCAUGAGGCCAGGCGGAUGAUUGAAGGCGUGGUGUAUGAGAUGCGUGUCUACGCGGUCAAUGCUAUUGGCAUGUCCCGGCCCAGCCCUGCCUCCCAGCCCUUCAUGCCCAUAGGCCCUCCCAGUGAGCCCACCCACCUGGGUGUGGAGGACAUCUCCGACAGCUCCGUCACCCUCAAAUGGCGGCCCCCAGAGCGUGUUGGGGCUGGGGGGCUGGAUGGCUACAGCGUGGAGUACUGCAGAGAGGGAUCCUCGGAGUGGGUAAGCGCCUUGCAGAGCCUGACCGAGCGCACGUCAUUGCUGGUGAAGGAGCUUCCCACAGGUGCCAGGCUGCUCUUCCGAGUACGGGCACACAAUCUGGCUGGACCUAGUGCCCCCGCCAUCACCAAGGAGGCCAUCACUGUGCAGGAGAUCUUGGAGCGGCCCAGGCUGCGGCUGCCUCGGCACCUGCGCCAGACGGUGCAGAGAAGAGUGGGCGAACCCGUGAAUAUUCUCAUCCCUUUCCAGGGGAAGCCUCGGCCCCAGGUGACGUGGACCAAGGAGGGACAACCAUUGGCCGGGAACGACGUGAGCAUCCGCAACAGCCCAACAGACACCAUCCUGUUCAUCCGGACCGCCCACAGGGCUCACUCGGGCACCUACCAGGUGGCCGUGCAGAUCGAGAACAUGGAGGAUACGGCCACCUUGGUCCUGCAGAUUGUCGACAGACCAAGCCCCCCUCAGGAGGUGCGAGUCACUGAAACCUGGGGCUUCAACGUGGCCCUCGAGUGGAAGCCUCCCCAGGAUGAUGGCAACACUGAGCUGUGGGGCUACACAGUGCAGAAGGCUGACAAGAAGACCAUGGAGUGGUUCACAGUCCUCGAGCAUUACCGCCGGACCCACUGCGUGGUCUCUGAGCUCAUCAUGGGCAAUAACUACUACUUCCGGGUCUUCAGCCACAACAUGGUGGGUGCCAGUGAGAAAGCCGCCACCACGAAGGAGCCAGUCUUCAUCCCCAAAAUAGGUCUCACAUACCAGCCCCCCACCUAUAAAGCCCUGGACUUCUCCGAGGCUCCGAGCUUCACUCAGCCCCUGGUGAACCGCUCUGUUAUCGCUGGCUACAACGCGGUCCUCUGCUGCUCUGUCCGAGGUAGCCCUAAGCCCAAGAUCUCCUGGUUCAAGAAUGGGUUGGACCUGGGCGAAGAUGCCCGUUUCCGUAUGUUCAGCAAGCAGGGAGUACUGACUCUGGAGAUCCGAAAACCCUGCCCCUUUGAUGGGGGUGCUUACGUCUGCCGGGCCACCAAUGCCCAGGGGGAAGCCCAGUGCGAGUGUCGUCUGGAGGUUCGAGUGCCUCAGUAACCAAGCUAGCUGGCAACCCCGGGAAGGCACGUGCUGUCAGGACCCCAGCCCUGAACUUGGAGGAAACCAAUCUUGUUGCUGUGCUGUGUGUGUGCUGGGGGCGGGGGGAAAGACAAGGGGGCCCCCAAGAGAUUCUUGCCCUCCUCCCUCCAGCAGCUGUCGGGCUACAGGAAAGGAGGGGUUCUUGGCCUACUAGGCAGGCCGCUACUUUCUCCCUGUCUGUGUACACAAGCUAUCCCCUAUCCCCUAAGGGAGCACUUUAAAAAGAAGGCAUCAUAAAGAGUGCCGGCUUCACUUCGGCGUACUAGACUAAUAAACCAACUCGGGUAGCCCA